Molecule: messenger RNA, 1590 nt
Organism: Fusarium oxysporum Fo47
Lineage: Eukaryota; Fungi; Ascomycota; Sordariomycetes; Hypocreales; Nectriaceae
Product: Golgi transport complex subunit COG5
Exons: 1
Coding region: 76-1395 (439 amino acids)
Biological process (GO): intra-Golgi vesicle-mediated transport
Cellular component (GO): COG complex
Source: RefSeq, a predicted model, not a curated record
UGCGCCAACAUCACCAGCUGUCAACGGUUGUAACCUCGAGAGCCAGCAGCGAGAUCGUAUCCAUCUAUAUACACCAUGGCAGAAGACAUCAUAGCCGACGAAGAACCGUCGUACAUCGACUACGAGACCUUCCUCGACCCUGAUUUCUCCCCCGCUUCCUUUGCGAAUACGCUCGUUGUUUCGACCAAUAACCCUAACGAUACACCCCUCGACCUCUCUACGCCCCUAUCUCGUGUUCUCUUCGAUGCUCAAGAGAUUGACUCGCAUAUAGAUGUCUUGACGACCCGCUCGGCCGUCCCAUUGCUCAAUUAUACUCAGGAACAGACACAAGCAUCCAAAAAAAUUGUCGGUGAAUUGGAUGGCCAGAUCCAGAGCUUGAACGACAGCUACCGCCAGCUUGAGAAGGAGGUCAUUGAUAAACAUGCUGAAGCAGAUGAGGUCCGACUCGUCGCUCUGCGGCUAUGGGAGACUCUGAAGCUUGGUCGCUCGGUUGGACGAUGCUUACAGCUUGGUCGACAGCUUGAGGUUCAGCAUUCGGAGCUUGACAGCGGAACCGGCAAGGAGGACCAUCGGGCAUUGGUACGCUGUGCUUACACAAUUCUGUCACUACGAGAAGUUCUUGAUCGUAAAGCUCCCGGUGAAGAAGGCUUUGGACUCAACCGUGUGGACGCCGUCAAGAGUCUGCAGGAUACAGUCAUAACUCCCAUCGAUCGAUCAGUCCGCGAGCGGGCGGAGCGCACCAUUCGCGAAUUCUCCGUGCAGCCAACAUCGACCUUUGCACAAGUUGAAGAGAUCAAGGCGCGGACAGCAUCUGCUUUGACCGCACUCUACCUGCUAUCACCAACCACCGGUUUCAAGCCCGACAAAUGGGUCCCAAGGCUGCUGCUUCAGUCUUUGGAAACCUAUAUACGAUCGGCACUACAAGCAAGCAUUACGGCAUUAUCUCGUUCUCUGGGCCAACUACCAACACUGGAUAAGGCCUUGGCUGAUGUUAUCGCCAAGUGUCAAAACGUAGUUUCUCUUGAGGCUGUCCUCGAGACUAUAAAGCCACCAGCCCACCCUCUUCUCCCCACCUCCAGCCAACCGACCCAAUCGAGCUUACUCCAGUUCCUUCUCGCACAUCUUGAGACUGGAAGCCUAGCCUCAUUCUUCUGGAGGACCAUGGCUAGCAGUCUCGCUACGCGUGUGCAGGAUAUCAUGAAUCGUGGAGGUGUCGUAGCUAGAACCCUACGAACGAAUAAGAACACGGUUGGAGACGCAAUCCGCCAGGCCGUUGUCAAGGGAUCUCAGUUACACAGCGCAUUGACGGGAUCAAAGGCUAGAACGAAGACGGAAGUGAAUUGGGACCGAGAGGUCGCUGUGAUGGUGGGAAGUGUAGUGAACAAUCUUCGAUAAACUUGGCAGAUCAAAAGCAUAGCAGCGAUCAGGGCAUCACGAGGUCCUCAGCUUGUUUGGAUAUUCGUACUGUUAAUGAAUGUGGAUUUGUCUAUGUGAUUCACCUGGACCAAGCAUAUCUGAGUUGUGAUUCAAGCUUGUCGAACCUGUAUCUGGUUCAUGUUCUAAUAAUAAAAGAUCGUCAGGUCGCAUUCA